Molecule: messenger RNA, 1282 nt
Organism: Camellia sinensis
Lineage: Eukaryota; Viridiplantae; Streptophyta; Magnoliopsida; Ericales; Theaceae
Source: RefSeq, a predicted model, not a curated record
AUGGUGAGACUGACGGCGGACUUGAUUUGGAAAAGCCCUCAUUUCUUCAAUGCCAUUCGAGAACGCGAAUUAGAUCUUCGAGGGAAUAAGAUUGCUGUUAUAGAAAACUUGGGUGGGACUGAGGAUCAAUUUGACACCAUUGAUUUGUCUGACAAUGAGAUAGUUAAGCUCGAAAAUUUUCCUUACCUUAGUCGACUUGGAACUUUGUUAGUUAACAACAAUAGAAUUACCCGUAUCAAUCCGAACAUCGGAGAGUUCUUGCCCAAGUUGCAUACUUUGGUUCUCACUAACAAUCGACUAACCAACUUGGUUGAGAUUGAUCCUCUUGCAUCACUCCCUAAGCUGCAGUUCCUUAGUCUUCUUGAUAAUAAUAUCACAAAGAAGCCAAAUUACCGCUUAUAUGUCAUCCACAAGCUGAAAUCACUGCGCUUGCUGGACUUCAAGAAAGUGAAACAUAAGGAGCGAAUUGAGGCAAAAAAUCUAUUUUCAUCGGAAGAAGCUGAAGAAGAAGCUAAAAAUGAAUCUGCAAAGACAUUUGUACCGGGUGAGGCUCCAAGUACCCCAGAGGUUCCAAAGGAAGAGCAAGCACCUAAACCAGUAGCUCCAACGCCAGAGCAAAUUAUAGCUAUCAAGGCUGCUAUUGUCAAUUCCCAAACUCUUGAAGAGGUAGCAAGGCUUGAAAAGGCACUAAAGUCAGGCCAGCUUCCUGCAGAUCUUAAAAUCGGUGAUAAUGAUGCCACGACCAACACUGAAGCAACCAAAGAGGACAAAAUGGUCACAGAUGAGGAAAAUGAAGCUAAUGAUGGGCCAAGUGAUGCUGAGCCUGAACAGAAGAAUAAUGAAUCUGCAGACAUGGAACAGGAAUAGGUGGAUGUCUAAUAUUGCUGAGCAACUUCUUUGUUAUUGCUGAUGGUAAGAUUGAUCAUGUGCUGGUGAUUUACCUUCUACUGUUACUGUAAGCUUAGAGAUUCUCUCGUGACUAAAUGGUCAGCGAUUAAGUAAUCCAUGUAUUGAAGCCAUUGUUCGCGUGUAUCAGUUUAAUCAAGCAAUGUGUUUUGACAUUUAAACAAAUGGAAUUGAUGGGAAGCGAAUUUCAAUUUUCUACAGUAAAGACUAUAAGAUGAUGAAAUUGUGCUGGAAAAGGUGAAGUGGAUUGAGCAAAAAAAUUGUAGUAAUUUUUGAAAUACUUGUAGGAUCAAGAUCAGUUCAACCUUAUCAGGUUUUAUGCUGGCCUAAUGUUGUCACUGUUUUUAGUUAUUAAGUACUGAUCGUGCCUUUAUCA